Molecule: messenger RNA, 1986 nt
Organism: Ochotona curzoniae (black-lipped pika)
Lineage: Eukaryota; Metazoa; Chordata; Mammalia; Lagomorpha; Ochotonidae
Gene: CD40
Product: CD40 molecule
Exons: 8
Coding region: 46-891 (281 amino acids)
Biological process (GO): inflammatory response; positive regulation of endothelial cell apoptotic process; positive regulation of transcription by RNA polymerase II
Cellular component (GO): external side of plasma membrane; CD40 receptor complex
Molecular function (GO): antigen binding; signaling receptor activity; protein binding
Source: RefSeq, a predicted model, not a curated record
CUCGCCCGGGCUGCCCGGGCUCCCGCCGCCUGGCUCUCACCCGCCAUGCUUCGGUUGCCUUUGCAGUGUGUCCUCUGGGGCUGCUUGCUGUCCACCGUCUUCCCGGCGUCUCCCACUCCCUGUAGAAAAAACCAGUACCAAGUAAACAACCACUGCUGCGAUUUGUGCCCUCCAGGAGAGAGACUGACCACUGACUGCACGGAGGACAUACAAACCAAAUGCUCACCUUGUGAGCAGGACGAAUUCUCAGACAGCUGGAACAGAGAGCCACGCUGUCACCAGCACAAGUACUGCGACAAUAACCUAGGGCUCCAAGAACGGAGCAAGGGCACCUCGGAGACAGACACCAUCUGCGCUUGUCAAGAUGGUAAACACUGCAGCAGCCAUGCCUGUGAGCUCUGUGUCCCCCACACCUCCUGUUCUGUAGGCUUUGGAGUGAAGCAGAAGGCCACAGAGGUUUCUGAUACCAUCUGCGAACCCUGCCCCGAUGGCUUCUUCUCCAACAUAUCGUCUGCCUCGGAAAGCUGCCGGCCUUGGACAAGCUGUGAGGCCCAGAACCUGGUGGUGCUACAGGCGGGGACCGACAAGACUGAUGUGCGCUGUGGUUCCCAUGACCGGAAGAGGGGCCUGCUGUUAAUCCCCGUGGUGCUGGUGGCCCUGAUGACUGUGCUGCUGGUAUCGGUUUAUAUCCGUGAGUGCCGGGUGUGGAGGGGAAGAGCAGGGCAGGAGCCAGUGCUCCUGUUUCCUAAUCCUAGGCAGGAUCCCGUGGAGACGGAAGACCUCCCCGGCCACAACACAGCCGCACCGGUGCAGGAGACGCUGCAUGGGUGCCAGCCGGUCACCCAGGAGGAUGGCAAGGAAAGCCGCAUUGCUGUACAGGAACAUCAGUGAGGUUGACUGUCCAGAACGUGACAGUCCGACGCAGGACCUCUAGAGGGACAGGCCUGGGCAGGGGGCUGGCCCUGGCUGGGACCCUUUGCCCUGAAUGGACCAGAACACAUGGCCAAGGAGAACAGCUCACCCAACAUGGUACACCUCCCAUCCCCCAGUCUGCUGUUAGCCAAACUUUGUGGGAGGGAAGGGAUGGUGCAUAGCGUGAUAAGAGCCACCCAUGCCCUGGUCCCGGCACUUUGGUGCCCAGAGACCUGUAGGGGCAGCUUCCCUGUGUCCAGGGACACAUGCACACACAGUGUUCAUUGCUGUGCUGUGUGGUGGCAAACUCCCAGAAGACACUUAGCUGUCCAUCAGCAGGGCCUGGAAUGCUCAGUAAAACGGCACUGUAUUUAUACAACUCGGUUCAGAAACCUUGUGGCAUGGUAUGGUGGGGGUGGCAUGUGUGUGGACACUCUUGGUUAAAGGACACACAAGCCCAAAGCAAUGUGAACCGUGGACAUGUGGGAUACCCAUGAUACUUCCAGACACAGGGGCAUCCUGGGGGUCUGGGAGGACACGGAGAACUCACACCGCCAAGCAUGGUGACAUCUGGGGGUCUGUGGGAGGUUUGGUGCAAGGGAACGUGGCUUUCCCAUGAUGCUUCACUCCUUCCCUAUGAGGCUGGAUCGGUACAGUGCUUAUGCAAUUAAACACGAAACGAACCCCGGGGGCGGGCGUGCUGGGUGCUGUUGAAGUGUAGGCUCCAGGACACUCUCUGUCCCCAGGCUGCGGGCCUUCGGGCGGCCUCCAUGGGCUCACCCCGCUGUGCCAAGCUUCCUGUUCUGGGGCAGACAGAGUUUGCAUUGCACUCACACAGAGGUGGAAAUGGGGUUGGUGGGAGAACAGAGAGGUGCAGGGGCCUGUCUGUGGUCACACAGGAAGGUGGGUUGUGCUUGGUUGUCAGCCUCUGGACGGUGGGGUGGGGGGACCCUGUGUCCCCGCCCCCACCCUCUGAUGUUUCCACUCCAUGGGAGCUGCUGUCCUCGGUCGGAUGGUGCCCCCGUCCCCCCGAGCAGCCACUCAGGAUAAAAAUAAACCACCCUCUUCUCUUUU